AUGGGUGUUGAGAAAGGCAACAAAUUGGAAGGCUUGUUAGAGGCGCAGAUCUUUAAGGCACUUGAAGAUUUGAUGAACGAAGAUCAAUGCAUGUAUGACACUAUAAUGUUUGAAGAAGUUGAUACGGAUGAUCAAAAUGAACAAGAAUGUGGUGUGAAUGAACCAGAAGUUGAUUAUUCGGAUGAGUUCAAUACUUCUCAGGUGUUUGACAGUCGAGAUGAUGUUUUGCAGUGGGCUCAAUCCGUUGCUUAUGAAAAUGGACUUGUGGCGGUCAUUAUAAGGUACAGAGUCCCACGGCUUGAUUUUGUUGGGGUGACACCAACAGGGAUGACAUUCGCUGCUGGUUUUGCAUAUCUAGAGGGUGAACAUCUUAAUAAUGUGGUAUGGGCUUUAGAACGCUUUCACAUAAACGAGAAUGUCAAGGCCAAAUGUAAAUCAUUAAUUGGUCAAAAAAAUGCUUGGGAGUAUGUCAUGGAUGCUUGGGGAAGUCUGGUUGAUUGUCUUUUGGAGCAGCAGUUCGAUGAAUGCCUGAAGAAGUUUGAAAUGGCUUGUUCACCUUGGCCAAUGUUUGUUGACUAUGUCAACGAAACAUGGAUAAUCUCACACAAGGAAAAAUUUGUUAUUGCCUGGACAAAUAAGGAUUUCAUUGACAACAUUGUGGAUGUCAAACCUGACGGAAACUAUGGAUAUCGGUCAGUUGCCGAAUUAUUAGGUAUGGGUGAAGACUCUUGGUCGUUGGUUCACAACCAUCUGCUUAAAGAACUUGGCAAAUUCUCAUAUGACUAUAUCAAACUCUUCGAUGGCACGGACAGAUUUGAAGAAUUAAGGAUGUCACUACUUGUUGAUGAGUUAACCAAGACUAUUUCGACGAAUUUGGAAUGA
Glycine soja is the source of this 882-nucleotide messenger RNA. RefSeq lists its product as uncharacterized. NCBI's taxonomy places the organism in Eukaryota, Viridiplantae, Streptophyta, Magnoliopsida, Fabales, Fabaceae. The transcript is spliced from 7 exons. Bases 1 to 882 code for a protein of 293 amino acids. The record is from RefSeq and is a predicted model, not a curated record.